CCCAAAUUCUCCUUCCGGGUUCUGGGCCAGACUGAGGGCUGGCUGCGCCCGACCUUCCCCCUCCACGGAGUCUAGGAGCUGAUGACGAAAUGCUGCCCGAGGCUUGAACCCAACCUGAGGAACCACAUCUGAGAAAACCCUGCCUGCGUCUGCAGGUUAUGCUUGGAUUCCUCAGGUUAUUCAGGAAUGGAGAAUCUUCAGCAGUGUUAACUAUAUUACCAUUUUCCCAAGAGAUGGCAUCUUUGCACAGCAAAGGGCUGCAGGCAAGGAGUCUCAGCUCUGCAGAAGAGGAGAGACUGAAAAGAGACCAAGCUUUAGUGUCUGACUUUAAACAGCAAAAACUGGAGAAGGAGGCUCAGAAGAACUGGGACCUUUUUUACAAAAGAAAUAGUACGAAUUUCUUCAAAGAUAGACACUGGACCACCAGAGAGUUUGAGGAGCUCAAAUCAUGUAGGGAGUUUGAAGAUCAGAAAUUGACUAUGCUUGAAGCUGGCUGUGGGGUUGGGAACUGUUUAUUCCCACUUUUAGAAGAAGAUCUGAAUAUCUUUGCUUAUGCCUGUGAUUUUUCUCCAAGAGCAGUUGAAUAUGUCAAGCAAAAUCCUUUAUAUGACACAGAAAGAUGCAAGGUAUUCCAGUGUGAUCUAACUAAAGACGACCUUCUGGAACAUGUGCCCCCAGAGUCUGUGGAUGUUGUCAUGUUGAUAUUUGUGCUCUCUGCUGUUCACCCUGAUAAGAUGCACCUUGUCUUGCAAAACAUUUACAAGGUAUUAAAGCCAGGCAAAAGUGUCUUGUUUCGCGACUAUGGCCUAUAUGAUCACGCCAUGCUUAGGUUUAAAGCCGGCAGCAAACUUGGAGAAAACUUUUAUGUUAGACAAGAUGGAACCAGAUCGUAUUUUUUCACUGAUGAAAGCUGUUUAUGAGAGCCUUUGUCUUGAGCACGCUGACUGGAUUGUACAUGCAGCUAGCUAGGGUCCUUCAGCCCCAGCCACAUCUGAAGAGGAGGCUUCCCAUUGGGGCGGUGGCUGGAUAAUAGCCAUUCUGUACAACUGGAAUAAAUCCUGGCUCCUGGUGAGAAGAGGAACAGACUGGUUUCAGACAGCGUGCUUGCUGGGUGCUCUAACUGCCAUCUCUCCUUGACUUAGGAGGGGCUCAUGGAGCAGGGGAAGCAAGAGGAACCCUUAAUUCUUGCUGGUCUGUUGCAUUAUAUAUUCUAUCCCCUUCUUGAAGGCUGGAAGAUGGCUAUACUAGGUGAGAGCAAAACUGAUAAGAGUACCUAGUUUGUCCUUUGCAGUGUUUUUAUUUUUCUUUAAAAUCAACUUGUACAGAAGAUGGACCUAUAGGAUAGAUGCUCACGGGCCCUAGAGAGUGAGUCAAACCCUGCCCCAGAGCAGUCUGUUAGGGAAGAGCUUCCCACUUCCAAUCCAGGGGUCUUUCCUCUAAGGCCCCUCACCUAAUGAAUCCCACACCCAGCUUUAGCCCCAAAGCUCACAAAUGGCCCCCCAUAGAAGUCCUUUCACCUCUUUAUUAGGUCUGACCAAUGUCAUUUGGAUUUUAGUGGCUGAGCUAUAUGAAAAUGGGAUAUUUGAAGUAGAAAAUGGGGAGCAGUAUGGUGUAGAAGGGUAAGCGUGGGUUUUUGUUAUCAGAAGUCAGUUGGAAUUGUGACGUCAUCACUUACCCUGUUUGAACCUCAGAUUCCUCAUUUGUAAAGUGGGGACAGGCGUACUGAGAAGUGGAUCUACCGGAGGUCGCUGAUCCAGGGCAGAUCAUAUGCCCGAUAGACGGCAAUGACACCCUCAAGAAAGCUGAGCAGGCUGACAAGGAGCCUGGUCCUGUCGGAGAGAAGAGGCCUGUACCUUUGCCAGUUGGCUGGGGGAACAUCUGUGAAAGAGGCUAACGGUUUCCUCCAAAUACAAUGUGAAGUUGUCUUCAGCCACAGAAGCAGUUAUGGCCCCAAAUUCCUACCCCAUAAAGGAAAGCCUGCAAAAGUUUUCACUUGGAAUAUUUAAAGCUGGCCUAAUGAUAUGCCCACCUCUGACACUGAGCAAGGUAACCUCUCAGUGACCCCACUUUAAAAUAUAUUGGUUAUAAAAUAUACUUCUAGUUAAAUAUGAAUGAGGUGACACAGUCCAUCACGGUUUUAGCUAUGAGCCGGUAAAUCGGCGGAGCAUUGGCUUUAGUCCCACAGUCUCAGCGUCCUUGUGUUCAUUCUACCUAAGCAUACCUGCAUUAUUGCACCCCCCAGAUUAAGACAGCAGAGGAGCAGAGUCUCACAAUUUGGGUGUCCAGGGACCCAGGAAAGCAAGGGCAUGGUUUAGCAGCAAAACUCUUAACAGCAUUUGUUGACUCAUACUACAAAGAGUCUACCAAUAUUAUUACCUUGUCUUCAGAGACAGAACACAACCUCAGAAAGGCAGAGGGUACUGGUUAGCAGUACUAUAGAAAAUAGCAUAAGUACUAUAGUACCAUGGUAUGGUAUAUAUACUAUGUAUAGUAUUGGGUAUAUAUUAUGCCACACAGUAUAUACCUUAUGCUAUGUAUUUCUUUUGAAUUUUUUAAAUAUAGUGCAUAAUAUAGUACUAUAUACAUACUACAUACAAUGAUAUUAAUAUAUUAUAGGAUUUGGAAUAUGAACAUCUAAAUUCAAGCCAAAGACUUGCCCAAUUCAAGUCUCCAGAUUCUCUGAGCCUCAGUCUUUACAUCUCUAAAGUCGAGAUCCCACUACUUACAGCACAGGGCUGCUGCCAGGAUUAAAUGAGAUCAUGUGAGAGUGCUUUGUUUACUCCAAAGUGCAGUCAAGUGCUAGUUAUGUCUAUCAGUUUGUAUUCCUCAAGAAAAUGACUGCUCCCAUGGUUAUCACUAAAACAAACUCCUUCAAAAGGGCUGUCAUUUUAAAUUUUUGGUAUCCUUGAAAGGGCCCGGGAUUUGGAAGUGUCACCACAAGGUGGCGCUAGAUGCCAAAUAUGCCCAUUGGCUACAACCCCCAUCUUAAUUACAGUUCUAGCCUGUCCAUUUUUGUUGUCCUUGAAGAGGAAGGAAAAUGCUCACAAAUGUGUCUCUGGGUCAACUUUAGCUCCUAAGAUCAAUGUUGGCCUCACUGUGGGGAUAAGAAAGCAAGGGAGAUUUUAUCCAGCCUUCAAUCUAUUUUGCUUACUGAAGGCAGUUUGCUCUCAACUAAAGUUGGGCAGCCUUUUUAGGCAAUGGGCUCUGAAGAUGUCUGCGAAGUCCCCACCCCAAGCACAUUGGGGAGCAUAGUAUAUGCUGGACACCAAUCAAGGAUCCUAAAUUUUUUUAUUGUGGGUAAAUAAAAUAUCCCUUUGCACCUCCCUCAUUGCUCAAUGGCUGUGGAUUCACUUUUCCUGUUGCUCAGUAACAAGGCAAAGCAUGGGAAGGGACUGCAGCAUGGAUGCUUGUCCUCCUCAUGCAUUAUUCAUAGUUAUCUUUGAUAGCAUUUGGUUCCCUAUUUCACAGUUGUCAACCAAGGAAGGGGAAAUUGUGAAAUAAAUCAUUUAUAUAACCAAGAGAGAGUUUUGCAGGACCAAGUUUGCUGUUGGGGAGCAAAUAUUUAAUAUAAACUUAAAUAGGCUCUGUUACUGAAACCAAAUUUCCAUUAAAAAUAAAAUGAGCUUUU
Hipposideros armiger (great roundleaf bat) is the source of this 3628-nucleotide messenger RNA. RefSeq names its product methyltransferase 6, tRNA N3-cytidine (gene METTL6). The record is from RefSeq and is a predicted model, not a curated record. NCBI's taxonomy places the organism in Eukaryota, Metazoa, Chordata, Mammalia, Chiroptera, Hipposideridae. Bases 159 to 920 code for a protein of 253 amino acids. The transcript has 6 exons.